AUGGACGCGGCUGGCGAGGGGCCCGGCCCCGGGGAGGAGAGCCCUGAGAUGGAUCUGUCCCAUCGGUUCUCCAAGCGAGAGCUCGCCCUGCUCUACGAGGAGGUCCUCUACACCAUCCACUACCGCCUGGGCAAGCCCGAGGACAACCACGUGGCUGACGCCGAGGAGCUCUAUGCCUACGUGCAAAAGGCUUUCAGCAUGGAUGCGGAGGAGCACAGCGUCAUCAUGGAGCAAGUCAAGGAACUGGAGAGCCCAAUUUUUUGUUUGAAAGCAACUGUGAAGGAAGCCAAGGGGAUUUUGGGUAAAGACGUCAGUGGGUUCAGUGACCCAUACUGCCUGCUGGGAAUAGAGUCCAAGAGCCAGGAACGAGCUCAUCAGGAGAACAAGAAGCGGCUAAAAGCUGUGGUCAAAGACCUCAUCCCCGAAGACCAGAUCCAUCGCACCCAAGUCAUAAACCAGACCCUGAGCCCAGUGUGGGAUGAGACAUUUAUCCUGGAGUUUGAAGAUGUGGAAACCGCCAGCUUCCACCUGGACAUGUGGGACUCGGAUGUCAUGGAGUCYGUGCGGCACAAGCUGGGGGAACUCACUGACCUCCAUGGGCUCAAGAGGAUCUUUAAGGAUGCUCGAAAAGACAAAGGUCAGGACGAUUUCCUGGGGAAYGUGGUCCUUCGCCUGAAGGACUUGCACUGCUGGGAUGAUCAGUGGCACCUGCUGGAGCCGCGGACAGAAACCUACCCCAACCGGGGACAAUGUCACCUGCAGUUCCUGCUGACACACAAGAAGAGGGCCACCACAAGCAGCAGGACACAGCCAAGCUACACUGUCCAUCGUCACCUCCUACAGCAGCUGGUGUCCUAUGAGAUCCUGCAGCAUCAGGCUGGCAGCACUGCCUGGGACGGGGAGCUGAGCAGACACGCCAUCACCGUGCUCUACCUGCAUGCCACACAGAAGGAUCUGUCAGACUUCCACCAGGUCAUGGCGCAGUGGCUGGCUUACAGCAAGCUCUACCAGAGCCUUGAGUUCAACAGCAACUGCCUGCUCCACCAGAUCACCAGCAUCGAGUACCAGUGGAUGAAGGAGCGUCUGAGGCCUGAGCAGAAAGCAGAGCUGGCCGAGUCCUUCCAGUCCUUCCUGCUUUAUGGCAUCUCUCUCAUCCGAAGGUUCCGCAUCAUUUUCCCCCUCUCUGUCCCAAGGUCCACCGAGAGGCUCCGGUCCCUGCUCAGAGUCCUGGUCCAGAUGUGCAAAAUGAAAGCCUUCCGAGAGCUCUGCACACUCAGCCCUGACCUCCCUGCAAUGGUCUCCGAGGCUCUCAAGUCAGGAACUACAGAGUGGUUUCACAUGAAGAAGCAGCACCUCAAGCCCAUGAUGAAGAGCAUGGAGGAGAAUGGCAAAGCCCUAGGCAAACUUCUCCUGGAGGUAAUAGGAGAUCUUCAACAGUGCAACAAAACAUGGAAUAAAUUCUUCAUCAGCACCUUGAAACUGAACAUCUUUUCCAUUGCCUACCUGGAGCUGGAGAGCCUGGUUGCGGCGCAUGUACAGGAGCAGCUGAGUGAGAUCGAUAGCAGCAUGUCCAAGCCCACAGCAGAGAGCCUUUUCCAGCUCUACAUGAGCCUACAAGAGCUGUAUCAGAUGAAGGACUUCCUCCCAAAGUGGGAUGGGUCCUUGGCUCUCAGUGACUUCCACCAGUGGUUCAAAGAAGCUGUGCCCCAAUGGCUGCAGAAGGCCUACACAAUUGCACUGGAGAGGACMCAAAAGGCUGUCCAGAUGGACCAGAUGAUGCCCUUCGGGGAGCACAACAAGCACAGCACAUCCACCGUGGACCUGUCCACCUGCUAUGCCCAGAUCGUGAAGACCUGGCAGCAGCUGAACUGGCCGGAUCCAGAGGAAGCCUUCAUGAUCAUGGUCAAGCUUGUGGAGGACAUGUGCAAAAUCGCCCUCAUGUACUGCCGGCUGAUCAAGGCGAGGGCCGAGGAGCUGUCGCAGCGGGAGCAGAACGAGGGCGACGCGGCCAACAGGCUCUGCAUCGUGGUGAACAACAUCAAGCAGCUGCGGCUGCUGAUCCUGAAGCUGCCGUCACAGCUGGACUGGACCCAGCUGGAGCAGCGCACGGGGGACAUCAUCAACCCAGAGCAGAUCCAGCACACGCUGCACAACCAGCUGGACAGCACCAUCUCCUGCCUUGACCACGAGAUCAGGGACGUGGUGCAAGCCCUGGCCGCCAAGCUGGAAGGGGGCAUCGCCAGGCACAUCCAGGAGCUCUCGGCCUCCCACGACACCCGGGAGCCUGAGGAUUCCAUCAUGCCGCUGAUGAAGUUCCUGGAGUCGGAGCUGCAGUAUCUCAAUGAGCAUCUGGUCCAGGAGAACUUUAAAAGCCUCCUCGGUCUCCUCUGGCAUCACACCUUGGACGUGCUCUCGGCGGCUGCGCGGCAGCAGGUCCCCUCGGCCCAGCACUACAGGAAGCUGCACUGCGCCCUGAAGAGCCUGGAGCUCUGCUUUUACGCCGAGGGCUGCGGGCUGCCCCUGGAGACCCUGCACACGGCAGCCUUCCAGUCACUGGAGACCCACCUGGCCCUCUGCUCCGCCAGCAGCCGCAAACUCAUCCAGAAAUACUUCAGCAACAGGAUCCAGCAGCAGCUGGACACCACGUCGGAGAAGUACGGGGCCGUGACGAUUAAAGUGCUCUACCGGCCCUCGGAGCAGAAGCUGCGCGUGGAGGUCCUCAACGCCGUCAACCUCAUCCCCUUGGACUCCAAUGGCUCGAGCGACCCCUUCGUGCAGCUCACSCUGGAGCCGCGCCACGAGUUCCCCGAGGUGGUGGCCCGGACCACGCAGUGCAAGAGGAACGAGCUGCACCCUCUCUUUGAUGAAGCCUUCGAAUUCUUGGUCCCCCCGGAGAAGUGCCGUCAGGAYGGGGCCUGCCUGCUGCUGACUGUGUUCGACUACGACACACUGGGCACCAACGACCUGGAGGGCGAGGCCUUCUUCCCGCUGAGCCGUGUGCCGGGGCUCGGUGCCGGCGAGGAGCAGCCCCCCAGCACCCGCGUGCCCCAGACCCGCCUCCCGCUCACCCACCCCAAGCCGGACGGCGACGAGAUCCUGUGGCUGCUGGAGCAGCGCAAGGGGGACAAGGAGGCGCAGGCCUUCGUCAAGCUCCGCCGGCGGCGAGCCAAGCAGUCCAAGGAGGCGGUGUGA
This is a messenger RNA of Nothoprocta perdicaria, 3192 nucleotides long. RefSeq names its product unc-13 homolog D (gene UNC13D). Bases 1 to 3192 code for a protein of 1063 amino acids. The record is from RefSeq and is a predicted model, not a curated record. NCBI's taxonomy places the organism in Eukaryota, Metazoa, Chordata, Aves, Tinamiformes, Tinamidae. The transcript has 32 exons.